Diatraea saccharalis (sugarcane borer) is the source of this 1431-nucleotide messenger RNA. The record is from the annotation of a GenBank genome assembly. Lineage: Eukaryota; Metazoa; Arthropoda; Insecta; Lepidoptera; Crambidae.
AUGCACUUGUUAACGGCAUUCCUCGUUUUAAUUGCGCUUGCACGCGCAGAGGAGACAUGUCUAACAGCCAAUCAGGAUGAUCCAUACAACCAAUUUGGUACCAAGACUGCUUAUAUAUUCGCUAACAGAGGUAUUUCUAACAUCAACAGGGCUCAUAAAAUUCCGGGCUGUCAACCCAUCGCCUUCUGGUCGAUGAACAGGGCCGGUUCCACCAAUCCUGAGCCCGAUGAGAUCGAAGCUUUGCGCAAUCUCACCGAUCUCAAGCUUAACAUCAUCGAUAAUUAUAAAAAUCACUUAAGAAACACAAAUCACCAAAUGUGUCUUGCGGACCGAAUCUUACUUGAAGAAUGGUCUUGGAACCCUCGACAUAACCUGACCUUCGCUGGGGAUCUCACCAGCUAUGGUUACAUCACCACGCAGCAACUAGCACAGACUUGGAAAAGCAAGUUUCCGGAGCUGUUCACCGACAAUAGACAUGACUAUUUGUUCAAAUAUGUCAACGAUAAGCUGUUCAGUACCACCUUCAAGGCUUUCACGGAGGGCCUGUUUAAGGCUCAGGCGGAUGGACUUGAUUUACCUAAAGAGAAUGAUGAAAAACUUCUGGUGCCAUACAAAUUCUGCGAUGCAUGGAAGAAGAAUGUUGACGAAAAUAAAGAGACAUUAACACAGAGGGAGAUUUUUGAAUCCAAAUUAGAAUACAAACAAAUGAUAACCAACAUAUCGCGACGGCUUGGCUUCAAUUAUGACGUGGAGAUGGCCACCGUCCGUAACAUGUAUCAGAUGUGUCGAUACGUCAAAGCCUGGGAUGUCACUCACUACUCGCCCUGGUGUACAGUGUUUACGCGAGAAGACCUUCGAAGACUGGAAUAUGCUGAAGACUUGGAAACUUAUUAUAAAUACGGACCCGGUAAUGAGCUUAAUAAGAAAAUUGGUUGCUCUUACAUUAAGGACAUGAUCAGCUUCUUCAAAAACCAUACCGAAAAUGAAAUGGUUCAGCAGCCACGGACUGUGGUACAUCUAACAGACGCGGAGUCUAUAUUAUUGGCCGUGAACGUUAUGGAUGGUCGGGUUGAUACCACGCCCCUUACUGGCGAUAAUUAUCACACAGCGGCUGUACAAGCACGGAAAUGGACCACCUCUAGUAUAGCACCUUACAAUGCUAACUUAGCUGCCGUACUGUACAAAUGCACUCUUAACGGUAACUUUCAAAUCAACGAUCGGUACCAAGUUCUCUUCUUGGAGAACGAGAUACCUAUGUCAUUAGUAGGUUGUCGUGUCGGUCUGUGCGAUUGGUCGCACGUCUCUGCGACUCUGGGAACUAUCGCGGACAAAUGCGACUUGCAAUCAUGCAAUCACGCUACAUCACCAACUUACUUUAGCGGUAUUAGUUUUGCAUUGAGUGUCUUCAUUUUAAGAUUUACUACGUUAUAA